Messenger RNA from Mycena citricolor, 515 nucleotides. The record is from the annotation of a GenBank genome assembly. NCBI's taxonomy places the organism in Eukaryota, Fungi, Basidiomycota, Agaricomycetes, Agaricales, Mycenaceae.
AAAAAUGCAACCUUCCAUCGAGUGUGCGUGUGUUAUUGAAGCUCUGGCGCGCUGAUCUCAUGCCAUCGUGCAGUGUGCCCAAUUUCAUGUGCCAGGGUUUGUUUCCAACUUUCUCCUUGCGCAUCGGGCUCAGCAUCUCCUAGGUGGCGACUUUCUGAAAGGCGACGGCACUGGAAGCUUUUCGAUAUACGGAGAUAAGUUUCCCGUCCGUGCAGUCUCUCUUCCCUCGUAAAUACGACCAAUGUCAUCACAGGAUGAGGGUUUCUCAGAGAAGCACGUUGGUCCGGGACUGCUAUCAAUGGCGCGUCCACCGCUCAUAUCCGACUGCUUUGCCACUAAUUAUGCAUGCAGGCCAAUUCGGGACCCAACACCAAUGGAUGCCAGGUAGCGGUGUCCCUCCUUUGCUCGUACCUUCCACCCUAAUAGCACGGCAGUUCUUCAUCACCACCGCCAAGUGCGACUUUCUCGACGGGAAGCACGUCGUAUUCGGCAAGGUGAUUGACGGCAUGCUUACC